This is a messenger RNA of Solanum verrucosum, 1784 nucleotides long. Its product is annotated as double-stranded RNA-binding protein 2. Bases 366 to 1595 code for a protein of 409 amino acids. Lineage: Eukaryota; Viridiplantae; Streptophyta; Magnoliopsida; Solanales; Solanaceae. The transcript has 3 exons. The record is from RefSeq and is a predicted model, not a curated record. Gene Ontology annotation, molecular function: double-stranded RNA binding.
AGCUUACAAUAACUAAAGAAGACCAUUAAUUCUUCCCCCACUAAAAUUCAAAGCUUUUGUUAUCUCUUUCAUUAAUACUUCUUCAUCUUCUUCUUCUUCUUCUUUUCUCUUUCAUUCAUCUUUCACCAAAAUUUCAACAUUCAUAUCACAAAAUUCAGCCAUGUUUGUCUAUCUCACAUAUCUUCAUCAAAAACCCAUCUGAAAAAACCCAAAAUCCCCAAAAAAAUCCGACCCAUUUUCAGCCAUGUUUAGCUAUCUCAUACUACAUCAAAAACCCAUCUGAAACCAGAAAUUGUUCCGACCCAUUUACCCAUUUUCAUCGAUAAACCCGACCCAUUUAUCCAUUUCUGUAUUUAGGGAUAGAGAUGUACAAGAACCAGUUACAGGAGUUAGCACAGAGGAGCUGUUUCAAUUUGCCCUCUUAUGUAUGUAUAAGAGAAGGUCCUGAUCACGCGCCGCGCUUUAAGGCCGUCGUUAACUUUAACGGCGAGAGUUUUGAGAGCCCUCAUUACUGCUCAACACUCCGGCAAGCUGAACACGCCGCCGCUGAAGUUGCACUUAACGCCUUAUCUAACCGUGGUCCUUCUCACUCUCUAGCUGCACGUAUACUUGAUGAAACAGGCGUCUAUAAAAAUCUGUUGCAAGAGAUAGCACAAAGAGUUGGAGCUCCUUUGCCUCAGUACACAACCUAUCGGUCAGGACUUGGCCACCAACCUGUGUUUACAGGAACAGUAGAAUUGGCUGGAAUCACAUUUACUGGUGAACCUGCCAAGAACAAAAAGCAAGCUGAGAAGAACGCUGCCCUGGCAGCUUGGUCAUCGUUGAAACAAUUGGCACAGCAAGAUGCAAGUUUAUCAUCUGAACUGGAGAACAACGACGAGCAGGAACAGAUCAGAAUAGCAAGAGCCUUACUGAAUUACCGUUUGAAGGAACAGUUAGAAAUGGCCAAAUCUGGCAAGGUUCCAAUACCAUUCCAGAAGAAAUUUCCAAUUCCAUCUCCUCGACCAUCAAGUCCACAGCGUCCUGCAGUCACGACAUCCAAAAUACUCCCCUUAAUCUGCCCGAAAACAGUUAAUCGUUACAGAUCGUCCUCCACGACAAUAAAUGACAGCCAUUCCUCAUUAUCACAGCCGCUGCCCCAAUCACAAACUUCCUCAUCAGAAGGCCGCACAGUUUCCACCCGGAUAUCUCCUGCUCCAUAUAUGCCAGUAAGACAAUAUACUAGGACACCUUACCAUGGUAUUGCUCCGCCUGUUACAAUUAGAACAGCCGUGCCAGUUUUCUCUGCACCACCUCGUCCACAAUCUACCGGAUGCCCAGCUCAAAUGAUGCAGGCCCGACCAGUUCGAGUUGCACCACCUGUCUGUAUUAGGCAGGCUAUCCCGGUAUAUGCUGCUCCACCAGUCAAAAAGGAAACUGUGGCACAUGCUACUACUACACUAAGCAGGCCAUCAGCUCAACCUGAGGAAACUGUGGCACGAGCUACAACUGCUCCAAGCAGGCCUUUAGCUCAGCCCAAGGAAACUGGGACCAAUGCUGGCACUGAGGUUGAUGAAUCAACGGCAAUGAAGUGCUUGGAGGAGCUCAGUUUAUGACAGUGGCUUGGUCCUUUGAAUCUACCAAUACCUAUGUCAAACAUUUUUGUUGUCUUCUUUUAGUGCUUGGUGCUUGAACAAACAAAGGGAAAUGAAAUGCUUGGGAAGUUCAGAGAAUGAUAGUAACUUUGGACAUAGUUAAGCUAUUGAUAUCUAUGUUAACAUUUCUGUAUCUACUAGCAUAAUUUU